CCUUCGAGCGAGGUGAACGUGUUUCGUGUUAUCGUGUCACUGCAAAUCAAAGUUUACAUGUUUUUUCUGGAAAUAUUACAACAAAUCUUAUAACUGUUGUUAAUUCGGACACUAUAGUGAUUAUGUGAUAACAUCUAUUGUGCGGCGGCGGUGUAAGAUAAGGGUGUUGUUGCAUGGUGGAGGUAAGGAGACGGUGCAGACAUGGGGGACAGCUUCCUGCACCUCGGGGACAUUGUCUCCCUGUACGCAGAGGGCACUGUAUCAGGCUUCCUGAGUACUUUAGGGUUGGUAGAUGACAGGUGCGUGGUCUGCCCAGAGGCCGGCGACCUGACUGAUCCGCCUAAAAAGUUCCGGGAUUGUCUGUUCAAGAUAUGCCCUAUGAACCGAUACUCCGCUCAAAAGCAGUUCUGGAAUACUGCUAAACAGUCCGCCAAUUCUAACACCGAUACAGGACUGUUGAAGAGGUUGCACCAUGCUGCAGAAAUCGAGAAAAAGCAGAACGAGCUAGAGAACAGAAAGUUAUUAGGAACCGUCGUCCAGUAUGGCAGCGUCAUACAACUGCUGCACGUCAAGUCUAACAAAUAUCUCACUGUUAACAAAAGACUACCCGCAUUGCUGGAGAAGAAUGCCAUGCGGGUGCAUCUGGACGCGAACGGUAACGAAGGCUCGUGGUUUUAUGUUAUGCCCUUCUACAAGCUGCGGUCGACAGGCGAUAACGUGGUGGUUGGUGACAAGGUGAUUAUGAACCCCGUGAAUGCGGGUCAACAAGUCCUACACGUAUCUUCAAACCACGAACUUACUGACAAUGUUGGCUGUAUGGAGGUGAAUGUUGUCAACUCGUCGACGUCAUGGAAGGUGACGUUGUUCCUCGAACACAAGGAGAAUCAAGAGGAGAUACUGAAAGGUGGCGACGUCGUCCGUCUAUUCCACGCAGAACAAGAGAAGUUCCUCACGAUGGAUGAGUACCAGAAGCGGCAGCACGUGUUCCUGCGCACCACCGGCCGCUCUAGCGCCACCGCUGCUACCAGCAGCAAGGCGCUCUGGGAGAUCGAGGUGGUCCAACACGACCCGUGCCGCGGUGGUGCGGGCCAUUGGAACUCCAUCUUCAGAUUCAAACACCUCGCCACCGGUCACUAUCUUGCCGCCGAGGCGUGUAUAAGGCACGACGCGCCGCUAGAAGCAGGCGAGCCAGCGUAUCAGCUGGUGUCGGUGCCACACUCCUCGGAGAUAGCGACGCUGUUCGAGCUGGACCCCACCACCAUGACGCACUCCGACACACCCGUACCACAGAGCAGCUACGUCAGACUUCAGCACCUUUGCACGCAUACGUGGGUGCAUUCCACGUCUAUACCGAUUGACAAGGACGAAGAGAAGCCCGUCAUGUCCAAAGUGGGCUGCUCGGUAAUAAAAGAAGAUAAAGAAGCGUUCGCGUUGAUAUCAGUGUCACCGAGCGAGGUGCGGGACCUGGACUUCGCCAACGAUGCCUGCAAGGUGCUAUCGGCCUUGUCGACUAAACUGCAUCACGGGAACAUCGAACAUAACGAGAGGAAGGCGUUGACUUGCCUCUUGCAAGACAUAGUGUACUUUAUAGCGGGCUUCGAGAACGAGCCUAACAAGUCGGAGGCUCUCGAGUUGGUCGUCGAGAACCCCAACCGCGACCGCCAGAAGCUGUUGCGCGAGCAGUACAUACUGCGGCAGUUGUUCAAGAUACUACAGGGUCCAUUUCAAGAUACUCCCGACGGGGAUGCGUUCUUGAAGAUAGAAGAGUUGAAUGAUCUUCGCUACGCCCCCUAUAAGUACAUCUUCAGACUUUGUUACCGUAUCCUAAGGCUCAGCCAACAGGACUACAGGAAAAAUCAAGAGUACAUAGCAAAACAUUUCGGCUUCAUGCAGAAGCAAAUCGGCUACGACAUAUUAGCAGAGGACACUAUCACGGCAUUACUGCACAACAACAGGAAGCUGUUGGAGAAACACAUCACCGCAUCUGAGAUCGAGACCUUUGUUGGCCUAGUCCGCAAGAACAUGCGCACGUGGCAGUCGAGGUUCCUGGACUACCUGAGCGACCUGUGCAUCUCCAACCGCAAGGCCAUCGCAGUCACACAAGAACUCAUCUGCAAGAGUGUCCUCUGUGCCAACAACUCCGACAUACUCAUCGAGACCAGAUUGCUUUCAACCAAAUAUCACAAAAGGAAAUCCUCUGAUACAGACGACAGAGUUAAAUUCACAAUUGAAGACGGAGUCAUCCUGCUGUGGAAUAAUAAACAGAAAUCGUGCCUGCUCUCAGAGCUAGCAGCGAAGGCUCGUAUAGACCCGAACUGCGAGUCGGCGGCCAUCUUGGACUACUACAGACAUCAGUUGGACCUGUUCUCCAACAUGUGCCUCAACAGGCAGUACCUCGCGUUGAAUAGCCUGUCGCCGCAACUUAGCAUAAAUUUGAUACUCAAGUGCAUGUCAAACGCGUCGCUAUCAUCAGAAGUACGCGCUUCGUUCUGUCGUCUGAUGCUGCACCUACAUGUAGACCGCGACCCGCAGGAGCCCGUCACGCCCGUCAAGUACGCGCGUCUCUGGACCGAAGUCUGCGACCGCAUACAUAUACACGAUUACCAGUGCGUGAAAGGCGGUCCAGACGCGACGCGAGAGAAGGUGAAAGAACAGUUCGCGUCAACCAUCCGCUUCGUAGAGGACUACCUGUGCAACGUGGUGACUCGAACCUGGUACUUCAGCGACCACGAUCAGAACAAACUCACCUUCGAGGUCGUCAAACUGGCCAGGGAGCUCAUCUACUUCGGCUUCUACAGCUUCAGCGAUCUACUGCGGCUAACAAAGACGUUGCUGAGCAUCCUCGACUGUGUCACCGCCAUGGAUCUACUCAACGAGACCAACGCUCUAUCCGGCGAAGUCGAGUCCGAAGGCGGUGUCCUGCGCAGUAUCGGUGAUAUGGGAGCAGUAAUGACGUCAAUAACGUUAGGAUCUGUCGCGAGAAAUGUGGGCGGCAACACAGGGAACAACUCAGCGGGUACCAGCAUGCAGCGCAGCGCGUCUGCGCUAGUGCUGGCGAGAGAACACCCACUCGUCAUGGACACUAAGCUCAAAAUUAUUGAGAUUUUACAGUUCAUCCUAGACGUGCGGCUGGACUACCGCAUCAGCUGCCUGCUGUCAAUCUUCAAGAAGGAGUUCGAGCAGGCGGGCGACCGCAGCGCCGACAGCCUGGCGCGUGCCGAUGUCGAGGCCAUAGGGCUGCAGGCUGAGGGCAUCUUUAGUUGUCGGGAUGGAUUGGACCUGGACGAGUGUGGAGGUCGUAUGGUCCUGAGAGUGUUGCUACAACUGUGCUCGCAAGGAGCCUCCGCCGCGCUCGUGUCCGGAGCCCUGGCGCUGCUGUUCCGCCACUUCAGUCAGCGGCAGGAGGUGCUGGCUGCUUUUAAACAGGUCCAACUGUUAGUAUCAGACGCGGAUGUGGAAUCCUACAAGCAAAUCAAAGCGGACCUCGACCUGCUAAGACAGAGCGUCGAGAAAUCUGAACUGUGGGUCUUUAACAAAGGACGCGCAUUACUGGACGAACACAGUGGUGUGGUUGGCCCGGGCGGAGCGGUGCUAGAACGCAACGCGUCCCUCGACAACGUUCUAGACACUUCCAAAACCUCCAAACAUGACCACAACGAAUACAAGAAGAUCAAAGAGAUCCUGGAGCGUAUGAUAAAGUACUGCACACAAGGCAACAGCGGCGCGGGCGACACGGGACGACGACGUCGCCACGAGCAGCGCUUGCUCAGGAACAUCGGCGUGCACAACACCGUGCUCGAUCUCUUACAAGUGCCUCACGACGAAGACGACGCAGCGAUGGACGAGCUGCUGGCUCUCGCUCACGAGUUCCUGCAGCACUUCUGCUACGGCAACCCGCAGAACCAGGCCAUACUGCACAAACACCUCGACCUCUUCCUCAAUGCUGGGAUAAGAGAAGCCAAAACAGUGUGCGCGAUAUUCAAAGACAACCCGAGUCUGUGCGCUCACGAGGGCAACGAGAAGGUGGUGGCCCACUUCGUGCACUGCAUAGAGUCGCGCGGCCGCCACACCGCCUACCUGCACUUCCUGCAGACUAUAGUACAUGCAGACACGCAGUACAUACGACGCAGCCAGGACUUGGUCAUGCAAGAGAUGGUUAACGCGGGCGAAGACGUGCUGGUGUUCUACAACGACAAGGUGUCGUUCAACUACUUCAUACAGAUGAUGCGCCAGUUCCAGAACACCGGCGAGAUGCCUGAAGCGCUCAGGUACCACAUCCAGCUAGUGAAGCUGCUAACGUGCUGCACGAUGGGCAAGAACGUGUACACGGAGAUCAAGUGCCACAGCCUGCUGCCUCUCGACGACAUCGUCAACAUGAUCACGCAUCGAGACUGCAUACCUGAGGUGAAGGAAGCAUACGUCGGGUUCCUGAACCACUGCUACAUCGACACUGAAGUGGAGAUGAAGGAGAUCUACUCCAGCAACUACAUGUGGGACCUGUUCGAGCGCUCCUUCUUACAAGACAUGCAGGCCAUCUUGCAGGAUAAGGCGCCGUCCGCGAGUGCGCCGAGCACGUCGCGCGGCGAGGCCCACGGCUCGUCGCCGGCCAGCAGCGCGUGGGUCAACUACGUCACGGACGUACUCAUGCACACUAUAGGGACAUUCUUCAACUCGCCCUUCAGCGACCAGAGCACCACUGUACAGACCCGGCAGUCAAUCUUCGUGAAGCUGCUGCAGACGACGUUCAAGAUCUACCAGUGUCCGUGGUUGACGCCGCCGCAGAAACUUAACGUCGAGAAGUGCAUACGGACCCUUAGUGAAGUCGCCAAGUCCCGCAGCAUAGCCAUACCUCUAGAACUGGAGGCCAAGGUGCAGACGGUAUUCGAGAAGGCUGCCGCGUUGUCCCGGCAGACCAGCAAAUGGCUGCUGGCAUCCAAGACUAACAAACUCGAGAAGAUGGCCUCUUCCUCGAACUUACAAAACGACAGAUCGGUAAUGGAGGGUCUUCAAGAGAUAGUGGCGCUGCUAGAGGAGCAGCUGCGGCCGCUGCUGCAGGCCGAGCUGUCUCUACUAGUGGACAUACUGUACAAGCCACACCUGCUGUUCGCUAGCCCUGGCGAGCGCGCACAUAGCGACACCAGCGGGAUAUUCAUAUCCAGGCUCAUACGUCACACGGAGAAACUUCUAGAAGAGAAAGAAGAAAAGCUGUGCGUCAAGGUACUUCGCACACUCCGGGAAAUGAUGGCGGUCGAUCCCGAGUACGGGGAAAAGGGUAACCAACUCCGCAACAAGUUGCUGUCACAGUACUUCGUGAACCGCAGAUCGGAGCCCAGGAUACAACCGCCCCCCGUCGCCGUCACUCAUGGCCCUGGAGCUAAAGUGCUAAUGCGUACCGGACAAACCCUGGCGCAAGUGCAAGCUCACCUGGACAAAGAAGGUGCCUCCGAUCUGGUGGUCGACCUCGUCAUCAAGAGCACCAAUCGACAAGCUAUCUUCCUUGAGGCGAUACAGUUGGGAAUCGCCCUCCUAGAAGGCGGUAACCCCAUUAUUCAACACAGUAUAUUCACAAAACUACAAAACAACGAAAUGUCACAGGCAUUUUUCAAGGUAUUCUACGAUAAAAUGCGGGAAGCACAGCAGGAGAUCAGGUCGUUGGCUACUAGCAGCACGGCCGCUACUAAUGCGGAUAAACAAAGGAACAACCACGCUGACAAGCAGAAGCCCACCUCCGAAAAUGGUAAGACCACGCCGGGCCCGCUGGUGGUCGGCGAGGAGAUGGACGAGGAGGUAGCGACGGCCUGCGGUUCGGCUGUCAACGCGUACUCCGACAUACACACGAUGUCGCACGGGUCGACAGUUCUGGAGGAGAUAUUGGCUGAAAAGAAGCGUUCCGGCGGCAGCGCGGACGAGCUGCCGGCCAAAGUGGGCAUAAUGAAACCCAUACUGCGCUUCCUGCAGCUGUUAUGCGAGAACCACAACCCCGACCUGCAGAAUCUUCUCCGCAACCAGAACAACAAGUCCAACUUCAACCUGGUGUCGGAAACGCUCAUGUUUCUGGAUUGCAUCUGCGGGUCUACUACGGGUGGUCUCGGCCUACUCGGACUGUAUAUAAAUGAGGGCAAUGUCGCCCUCAUCAACCAAACUCUCGAGACCCUCACAGAAUACUGCCAGGGUCCAUGCCACGAAAACCAGAACUGCAUAGCGACCCACGAGAGCAACGGACUGGACAUCAUCACGGCGCUUAUCCUCAACGACAUCAACCCACUAGGCUCCACUCGCAUGGAGCUCGUGCUCGAGCUCAAGAACAACGCCUCCAAACUAUUACUUGCAAUCAUGGAGUCAAGGAACGACUCUGAGAGCAACGCCGAGCGAAUACUAUACAACAUGAAUCCCAAGCAGCUGGUAGAUGUUGCGUGCUCAGCCUUCCAUCAAGAGAACGCGAUGGACGCGGACUCGGACUCGGAUGAUGAAGCGCCCGUACAGGGCGUCUCGCCGAAGGAAGUGGGCCACAACAUCUAUAUCCUGUGCCACCAGCUGGCGACGCACAACAAAGAGCUCGCGUCCCUCGUGCGCUCCCCCGCCACCGGGGGCAACGCCGCCCCACUGCAGUACUACCGGACUCACACCGCGCAGAUAGAGAUCGUGAGAACAGACCGGAGUAUGGAACAGAUAGUGUUUCCCAUCCCGGAGAUCUGCGAGUAUCUUCCCGCAGAUAGUAAGCACAGAGUGCUGCAGAGCGCUGAGCGAGAUGACCAGGGCAGUAAGGUGGCGGACUUCUUCGGGCGGCUUGACAAUCUCUUCCACGAGAUGAAGUGGCAGAAGAAGCUCCGAGGCCAACCAUUACUGUUCUGGGUGUCUUCUUACAUGUCACUGUGGAGCAACAUAUUGUUUAAUUUCGCUGUACUCAUUAACGUUAUAGUCGCCUUUUUCUACCCAUUCCAAGAUGAACACCCCAAGCUAGGGCAGCACCUCUCCCUAGUAGUAUGGUGCGUGUCCGGCGUGGCUGCGGCGCUGGUGACAUGGUUGCCGCGAUCGUCCGGGGUCCGCACGCUGCUGGCCUCGGCCAUCGUGCGGCUCAUAUACAGCGCCGGGCCCGAGCCGACCCUCUGGUGCCUCGGUAUGCUAACCAUAGUGGUGAAGGGCGUGCACCUGGCUAGCAUAAUGGGCAACCAGGGCACGCUUUCGAAGUCGGCACGCGCAGUGGCGGGCGACCGCGAGCUGCUCUACCAUGCUCUCUACCUCGUAUUCUGCUUACUCGGGGUCUGUACGCACCCAUUCUUCUUUUCGGUCUUGCUACUGGACAUUGUGUACCGCGAAGAGACGCUGCUGAACGUGAUGCGAUCAGUGACACGCAACGGGCGGUCCAUCCUACUGACGGCCGUACUGGCGCUGGUGCUGGUGUACAUGUUCUCUAUCGUCGGCUACAUGUUCUUCCGCGACCACUUCCUCGUCACAGUCGACACCCUCGACGAUGACCCACUAUUCGACAUAAACAAGUGUUCAGACGACCCUGCGUCGAAAUACUACGGCGAUGCAGGCGCGUGCAGCAAGCCUUCACGCUUCGUGUCUGUUGGAGGUGAGCUUCGCGAGCGCAGCUGCGACUCGCUCAUAAUGUGCAUCGUGACCACGCUCAACCAGGGGCUGCGGAACGGCGGCGGCAUCGGGGACACGCUCCGGGCCCCCGCUAGCUCCGAGCCGUUGUUCGUGGCUCGCGUGGUGUACGAUCUGCUGUUCUUCUUCGUGGUCAUCAUCAUCGUACUCAACCUCAUAUUCGGUGUGAUCAUCGACACCUUCGCCGACCUGCGUAGCGAGAAGCAACAGAAAGAACUCAUACUCAAGAACACUUGUUUUAUUUGCGGACUGAACAGAUCAGCGUUCGACAACAAGACAGUGUCGUUCGAGGAACACAUCAAAAGCGAACACAAUAUGUGGCACUACCUCUACUUCAUGGUGCUGGUCAGGGUGAAGGACCCCACCGAGUUCACCGGCCCGGAGAGUUACGUGCAUUCCAUGAUUAAAUCUAACAACUUAGACUGGUUCCCGCGCCUGCGGGCGCUGUCGUUGGUGGGCGGCGGUGAGGGCGAGGGCGGCGAGCUGGAGCUGCGCAACCUGCAGGCGCAGCUGGACCGCGCGCAGGGCGCCGUCAGGACGCUCACCGACCUGCUGACCGAGCUGCGGGACCAGAUGACCGAACAGAGGAAGCAAAAGCAGCGUAUAGGGCUGCUCAAUUCUACUUCGGCGUACCUCCAGAAUUUGCAAAUGAACCUGCCACCGUAAACAACAUGCCUGUUACAACACUCGCUAGAACUGUACUUUACUACAGUGUAUUACGUUAUAUUUUUUUAAACAAAAUAUAUAUUGUCGUCUUAUACUGAAAACGUUGUAAACGCCUUUUUGAAAAAAAGUGGCUGUGACAUACGGACGGACAGACAGAAAUUAUUUUAGGGUUCCGUUUUUGCCAUUUGGCUACGGAACCCUAAAAUCACAUUUGGAUGUUAUUUUUUCAACAAAAGCACGAUUUAUGUCAAAUAAUUUCAGCCCGCGUAAAAAUUUAAUGCAUAUUUUUAUACCUUGAUUGAAUCUAACUUGUUUAUUACGUGGUUUUGUUAACAAAAAUCACAUCUGAAUGUGAUUUUAGAAAAAGGCGCUUACGAUGUUUUAAGACGACGAAGUCGAAAAUAUCAAGUCAAUCUUCGUCUCAGGCGCUGCAUAGGCCACCACUACUGAACUGCGCAGACUGCACGGUUAUGCUAUCGCGUCCGGUGCGAAUUAUAUCGCGGGCUUCAGCCAAUAACCGUACGGUAUUUAUCUAUGGAUAAAUUAACUGUGUCUAUUAGUUGAAACCUGCGGUAAUUAUCGCGUCGCGUGCACCAGUGCAACUGCUCUCUGUAAUCUACAGAGAGCUAGAGUUACACUAAUCUUGAUAUUUCCAUAUAAAAACGCAAAAUUCAAAAACCGAGGUAAAUUGUAUCACACAUCAAAAAUUUAAAUUAAGAUCCAUAAGCUUUAUACAUUCCUUAGUAGCAGUUUUGAACGAAAUCUGAUACAAUUUCAUUUAUUUUCAACUAGCAACACUGAAGCGUCCAUUUACAAAAUGUAAUGGACAAUACUGUUGCCAGUUUAAAAAAAUAUAUGUAUUUAUAUUUCUUUACAUUCAUGUAGUAAAAGUAUAUGUUCUAGCAAAAUUACACCGCAUGCUCUUUAAAUGUACUAUAAUUAUAGUACAUCGCGCAAACUCAAAAUCACUAUAAUAUUAAAUAAAUAUGACACAGGUAAUAUUGACGCAUUCAUUGACGCCGAUAAACGAUCGAAGACGUAAGAAUAAAGAAAAGUAAGGGCACAUUAAAGUAGGUACAAUUUAAGUCGUAACAUAUGGCAACUUUUUCACCGACCAAUCAUAAAGCUCAAUUGCUUUCAAAGUUGCCAUCAAAGUGAAACUUAUGUAAAAUUGUAUCUUACUAAAAUAAGUAGGUUUAAAAGUCGUUACUUAAAAGAAAACUAUUUAAGAAUUACAUGACUUGUUAGAUAUCUUUGAACACCUAGUGUCUUGGUAAAACUAGGUACGGUCACGUACUUAAGAACCCUGUCACAUUAACAUAUUUCACACUUAGUAAAGACUUUGUUUCAAUUUGUCAAAUGUGUUAAUGCGACAUGGUCUUAAAGUUUAUGCAUAUUUUAGACGUGACUGUAUAUGUAAAACAUAUCGUAUGAUAUUCGUUAGCAAUGUUACUUGUUCUAUCGUUUUAGCCAAGGAUUUGACGUUAUCUUGUUAUAACUAUUAGAAUAAUCUUAUAGUCUGUGCCCUCUUCGAUCGCCGCGACACGUUAUUUUUAAAUAUUAAUCAGAAGAGGAGAAAUGUUCCCUUUAUUAAUAGAGCUAUACAUGAUGUAUAGGGAACCCGAAAUUUUCGUAUUCUCCUUAAAAAAUACGUCAAAACGUAUGAAAAUUAUUCUUUAUCUUCGAAACUAUUUUAUUAAUUAAUGAAAUCAGAACAAAAUCACUUUGUUCGUAAUUUAGUGUUCAUAAGAAUAUGAUAGGGUGCUUACGGUCUAAUAUUAUUGGAAUCAAUUUCUUUAUUAUUCUCACACAUUAUUGUAUCAAUGCAAUAUUGUAUAGAGAAGAUUUUUUUUAUUUAUUUAGUAAUGAAGUUUCAGACUUUAUGUUAAGCCCGUAAGCUCCCUAGAUACAGGAAACUUGGAAAGUGCAAUAUAAAAUAGCUCAAAUCCUGUUACCUAUUUACUGUAGUUAGAAAAAAAAUCGAAUUUUAUUUAAAAAUCUUUUUGGAGAUCUGAAUUUUAUGUCUUGAUCGCGUGUAAGAGUUUUGUUGUACUUUCUAUACGUUAUGGCCCUACGACUCUGUAACGGUCCAACUACGCAACCCAUACAUGUCAUGUCAAAGCCCGAAUAUUUUGAAAAUUUGGCUUUAAUUCAAAUUCAAAAUUCAAAUAAUUUAUUUCAGACCAUAAUAACGUCCAUAGAAAAAAUUAAAUAAAUAAUAAUAAACACUAAAUAAGUACAAAAAUUGUUAAAAAAUAAAAGUACAAAUACAUAAAAAUUAUAAACAAGAAAAAAGAAGAAUUAAUGCUGACGUCAAAUUUCGUUUUACUGGUUGGACAUGACUGCAGUUAGCACCAUGUUUCGUUUGAGGCACUACUUGUGGGACACCGUGUAUAUUUAAAAGUACGGCGUUUGGAUUGUAACAAAUUAAUUUUGUCGUGUUACCAUGUUACCAUACCUGGUCAUAGAUUAGUCCGUUAAUUAGUCGUUUUACGACUAUUUUAAAUAUCAUUUAUAGUCUUUAAAUAUAAAACAAUUCAAAGUCGUAGGGCUACUGUAGGCUAUAUGUGGUGAUAGUGUCUGUUACUUAAAAUAUUUAGGUUAAUUUAACACGUACGGCCAUGAGCAUUAAUAUAUACACUUUGGAACCAUGUCACAUUAACUUUUCAUGACAAAUUGAACUGUAAGUCUCACUAAAUGUCAAAUAUGUUAGUGCGUCAGGGUUCUAAAGUGGAUACAUAAUAUUGCUCAUUAUUAUGACUGUACUAUAAAGAUAUAAAAAGGUUGUUCUAACGUGAGUUUAAACAUUGACGACAUCCAUAGAAAGCAAUAAUGGAUUAUACAGAUCAUUUUCUAUUAUAAAUAUACAAAAAUGUAUACAAAAUAUAAGUGGUUAAUUUUGUAUACAUUUCAAGAGAUUUAACUCGAAAUGAACUCAUGUUGUUGCCCCGAAAGCGUAUAUGUAAUGUAUACUGAUCCGAUUUUAAUUAUAUUACUUAUUUAAUAUGUUUACAUAUUUCUAAUAAGGCAUCCAGUUAAAGGGCAAAAUUAUAUAUAUUUUUUUAAAUAUACUCAUAUUAUGAACGGCGUUAGUAAAUGGAUUAUUAGCAAAAUUUUCAUCAAAAUAUCAUUUUUUCUGUAGACUGGAUGUCCACUCAAACAUAUACAUUUUAUCGUCAAUUGCAUCAAUGAAGAACAUUAUAUUUUAAUAUAAAUAAAAUUUGACUAGAUAAUCAUUUCGUAACACAUUUGCAGUGCCAUUUUCGAAGUACCAAAAUGAUAAAUAGUGUAGUGUUCGCGACGAUACUCCUUAUAUAAUAAUGUUAUGCUGUAGCCGACAUUCUUGAUAGAACCGCAAGGUAUUUUAUCAUUCAGGGAUUGAAUCAGACAUUCCGUGAAACAAUUUUAAGUAAAGAUUUCCUACUUUUUUCUUUAAAAAAAUAAUAAAGUAUCACGCUUGUGUCCUUGAAGGGGUUGGCAGAGGUGUAUAAUAUACACCCAAUCCUCGCGUUGCCUUUUGGUAUAUUUAUUUAAAGAAUAAUAGCUUGUUUCGCUUGCUUCUGACGAACUGAAAUAGCCUAACUGCCAAAUAAGUGUCCGAUAGCAAUUUAAUCGGCAGAUAAAUGCUAUCGGACGCUUGUUUGUUAGACUAUCUAUCACAGUUUAUCGCCAAGAAGCGAAUCAAGCGGUAACAGAAUAACACUAUGAGAAUAUAAGUAUCGCCGCAACAAUUACACAUUAUAUACAUCGCAUUUACAAUAUAAACCUUACAUGCCAAAUAUUAGGAGAUGUUUUAUUAUUAUUGUUAUUUUGUUGAUCUGUUUAUAAAAAAGUACUUAAGACUCUCUUCCUGCAAUCUCUUAUACUAUUUUGUAUACCUUUCGUCUUCGAUCUAAUCGACCAUUGUAUACAUUAAUAUAUAUGUAUAAUUUCCUUCAUUAUUUCCGUAUUGUCUAUUAUACGUUUAUUAUACAUUUGUUUUUAUAUAGAUUUAGUAUACUGACAAUAUAUUUAUCUGUAAAUCUGUACUUUCUAAAACUUUACUGACCAAAAUGUAACGUGUAUUUUUCUCGUGUAUUAUUAAGCAUUUUUUUAAAUAUCUUAUACUUCAAUCUUUGCAAACGCUGAAAUAGAAUGUGACUUACCUGUAUUGUAUCUCAUUUUUCUUAUGUACAAGUUUAACGUGAGAAAGAGACAAAUAUAUAGUUGUUGCUUCGUCUCAUUCGAGCAUGCACGGAUUCGUCGUAUGAGAUAACCUUUACACAUUCCUACUGUAUUUUUGUAUUAUUUAUUAAAAUUCUAUUCAAAGUUUAUAUCCUAGAUCUGUAUUUUGGAGUCUAGAAUCGUUUUCUAAAAUUAUUAUAUCUCCCUAGAUAGCUCUAGUAGUGUCGAGUAAGUUUUGUGAUCGACUAAUUGUGAUGGCCGCAAUAAAUCGUGUUUUGUUUAACUGAAAAAUAAAGAUAUGGCACAAA
Molecule: messenger RNA, 12749 nt
Organism: Pectinophora gossypiella (pink bollworm)
Lineage: Eukaryota; Metazoa; Arthropoda; Insecta; Lepidoptera; Gelechiidae
Gene: Itpr
Product: inositol 1,4,5-trisphosphate receptor
Exons: 59
Coding region: 202-8277 (2691 amino acids)
Biological process (GO): calcium ion transmembrane transport
Cellular component (GO): endoplasmic reticulum; membrane
Molecular function (GO): inositol 1,4,5 trisphosphate binding; inositol 1,4,5-trisphosphate-gated calcium channel activity
Source: RefSeq, a predicted model, not a curated record